AUGGCGCCAGGAACUCGACGCGCGAAUCGUAGCGGAUACACCGAACACGAUGACUUUGAAGGUCUCCCCGUGCGCCAAUGGCGCCAGGAAUGGGUGAGCGUUGAGCCCCCCGCGCCCCCCGAGACGACGCAGAAAAACGACAUUUGGGACGUCGAACUCCCCUGGGGCAUGCCCAAGGACGCGGGUCUUCUGCCCCAGCACAGCCAAGACCUCCUGCGCGCCGCGCGAUCGGGUGUCCUCUACAAGAGGCCCGCGCCGACUGAGGAGGAAGAGGCCGACGCCGACGCCGUGCCCGACAAGCCUGAGAAGAAGGAGGACGAGGCGGAGACCAAGGGCUUCCAGAUCAAGGUGUGGAAGCAGAUCAAUCGCAACUCGGAGGGUUCCCCCGUCUCGCACUUGGCCAAGCGCAGGAAGGGCACCGUCACCAUCUCUUCCAAGACGGUCUCUAGCCAGGUUCCCGGCGCGACGGUGACCAAGGCUACUGUGCGACGAGUCGAUGCCGCAGGAAACCCGUACACGCAGGAGAUUACGCUGCAGGAGGGUCAGGCGGUUGAGGGCGAGAUCAUCUCGACGACGGUCGUGGCCGUCGCGGCUGUUGAUCCCACGCAGCAAGCGCCGCAACGCGUCCGGCGACCACCGCCACCCAAGAAGAAGAACAAGCCUGGUCCGGGACGCGGCCGCAAGAAGAAGAUCCUGCCUUUGCCCGCGCCGGCGGUGCCUGGCGCACCGGCUGCUGCGCCUCCAGUAGAAGGUGUUCCUGCAGCUCCCAAAGUUGAGGGGGCGGAUGGGACAGACCCUGCUGUCAAGCAAGAGCGGGAGGACUCGAACAACCCCGACAGCGAGAUGGCUGAUAAUGACGAUGACGACGGCGACGACGAUGAUGGUGAUGAUGGCGAUGACGGCGACGAGGAGCAGCGCGAUGGCGAGAACACGGAUGGUCAGGACCAGGAAAUGACCGACGCAUCUCCAUCUGUGCCCACACCGACUGUCGACACAACGGCGGAACUGACCGAUCCCGAAUCACCUGUACCAAAGCGCGCUGCGCCGAUGGCAAAUCCCAUCAACCUCGCCCCUCCCAACAUGCACCUGGCAAACUCCUCUCCCAAGGGCAGCCCUCUCAAGAACGUAGUCUUGCCGUCCCCCACGGAGCCACCAGCCCAGUUCUCCUCCAUUUCAGAGGCACUGGUGCCCCCCGCGGAAUCAAAGAGCGAGCCUUCGCAGGCUGACAUACCCAUGGCUGAUGGAGCUGAACCCACAAAGGAGCCUUCCCCGCAGGCUCCCCAGGAAUUGCUGGGUUCGCCUGUGCCUGAUCAGCUACCUCCUACCGAUACUACAACAGAACUUCACGAUGCAUCGACAGCGCUCCCGCCUGCCGAAAAGGUGGGCGACAUCGUCUCGCCUAUGGCCGAGACAAGAUCAACGUUCUCGUUGGCGACGACUGCAGAGACCGAUGCUUCGGGUACCAGGUUAGAAAGCGGCGAUCAAACUGUGGCGUCGAAUGACGCUGCACAAGACUCGAUGAUGCUUGACGCCCUCGAGGAACGUCAGCCCUCUCCAGUCCCCGAGGCUCCCAAGGCCCCUGAGAUUCCAGGGCUUUCUGAAGCUCUCUCAACCUCGGAGGCACCGCCGCCUCCUGCCGAGGAGCCAGCAAUUGUCAUGGAGGAUCCUUCUGAAAAGAAGGAAGAAAGUCCCUUGAUUCCGCCAAUUACCGCUGAACCUUCAGCUCCGAUUGCUGAGGCCGAGCCCGUGGCACCUGUGGUUGAGGAGAUGCCACUUGCGCCCCCAAUGCCUGAACAACCCGCAGAAGCCGUUACGUCACCAGCGAAGUCUCCCGUCAUAUCGCCAUUGAAGUCGCCAGCGAUUCCGGCAGCGGAGUCAUCAGUCAAAUCAUCCGCUCCCGUGCUGGAACCCCCAGCUCCUUUGGAGCCUCCUAUUGUGGAACCUGCCGACAUUCCACCAGAGAUUCCAGUCGAAGUACCCGUCGAAGCAGCCGCCGAGGAGUCAGCUGCCUUGCCGCCGCCGUCACCCCUCGAGCCUCAAAUCGAGCCUUCCGUAGCACCAUUGGUGGAUAUUCCGGUUGAAAUUCCAGUCGAGGUCUCUGCGGACGUUGCAAUGGAGGAGGCACCGGCCGAUCUUCCCGCAGAGAAACCCAUUGAGGCACCAGUCGAAGUUUCAGCCGUCGAGAUCCCCACCGCCGAACCGGCGUCGGUCCCGUCAGCGCCUGCCGAAGUUCCCAUGGUGCCAGAAGACGACGGCCCGGAUCUGCUUGCCGGUUUGGAGACGGAGCUGGAUCGCCAAGCCGAGAUCAGCAAGUCUCCACUCACCGAACCGCCUGCGGCCCCGCACCCGGAGCCGGCUGAGCUCCCCGAGAUUGCCAACCCAGUGCCGUUGCCUGAAGUUCCGCCCAUUGAGCCUGAGAAGCCCGCACAAGAGCCAACAGAGGCGGCGGCCACUGAGAGUGCUCUGGUCCUAGAGGCUGCGGAGGUUCCGGAGGCGGAGACGGUUCCUGCUGCAGCUGCCCCUGUGACUGCGGAAUCGGCACCAGCUGAGGAAGCUGUCGCGCCCACAGAGACGGCACCGGCGGAGACGGCCCUUGCGGAGGAACAAGAGAAGAAGGUGGAGGAAAGCUCGACUGAUGCCGCUGUACCUGCAGCCGAUGCCUAG
Messenger RNA from Colletotrichum fioriniae, 2664 nucleotides. RefSeq lists its product as uncharacterized. The record is from RefSeq and is a predicted model, not a curated record. NCBI's taxonomy places the organism in Eukaryota, Fungi, Ascomycota, Sordariomycetes, Glomerellales, Glomerellaceae.